Molecule: messenger RNA, 438 nt
Organism: Rasamsonia emersonii CBS 393.64
Lineage: Eukaryota; Fungi; Ascomycota; Eurotiomycetes; Eurotiales; Trichocomaceae
Exons: 1
Cellular component (GO): nucleus
Molecular function (GO): DNA binding
Source: RefSeq, a predicted model, not a curated record
UUAAGAAUAAAGGUUCUAAAACUAUUUUUUAACCAGAUUAUACUUGCUGCAGAAAAUCACCAAUCUUGUUGGUAUCUAGUUGUCCCAAAUGACUACCGAAUCAGCGUCAGCAAGAAUGGUUGGACAAAUGAUGAGAUAGGCCUCAAAUGGCUUCAGGAGACCUUCGAGACAUAUACAGCUUCAUGUACAGUUGGGAGAUAUCGCCUUUUGAUUCUAGAUGGGCACAGUAGCCAUGCCACUGCAGAAUUCGACAAGUUCUGUACAGAAAGGAAGAUAAUUCCUUUAUAUAUGCCACCACAUUCUUCUCAUCUGCUACAACCGCUGGAUGUGAGCUGCUUUUCACCAUUAAAGUGCUUAUAUGGCCAGAAGACUCAGGAGAUGAUGCAGAGAGGGAUCCAUUCUAUUGAUAAGGAAGAUUUCUAUAUAUCUAUCCUGUAG